AUGGCUACGCUGAACGAGCAACUUGCGACAUUAAUCGAGAACUUCUCACCCUGCGAUGUAUCAGAUGCCCUCAUCAAGUUGCAAAAGACGCCCGAGGGCAGCACAGCAAGAGCAGGCUACCUUGCAGAUCUAGGUAAGCCAUCAAUACAAAUCCCACCAAAGCCUUCCAUCUAUAUCUUCAAUAAUUCCACUCACAUGCAUCCAACAGUACCAUUUUCCCCCACCACAGGACGGAAUGAAACAAUGCCCAAGAUUGCGGCUCCGGCGACAACAUUCAAAUUCCUAGCCAAAGAUGCCAGCCCACCAUCUAUUGCGACAGAAAAUCCCCAGAAACACGGUUUCUCGCCGGGUAAGCACUGGGUAGAUCAUGUCGGCGAAUUUCAAGCGUCAGAUCCUUCUGGCGCUGGGUCUAUCGUCGUCAUUGAGCAGCCUGAGAACCAGUAUUGUGCUGUGACGGGCGGGAUCAUGGCGACCCGCAUGAAAGCCCUCGGGACCAAAGCCACGGUUGUGGGUGGCCGCGUCAGGGACUUGAAAGAAUUGAAAGCUACUGGGCUUCCGGUUUGUCUUGGUUUAUCAUAA
This is a messenger RNA of Penicillium egyptiacum, 579 nucleotides long. The record is from the annotation of a GenBank genome assembly. Lineage: Eukaryota; Fungi; Ascomycota; Eurotiomycetes; Eurotiales; Aspergillaceae.